AUGAUUCUCAAGAGUCCCGUGCCAUACGGCAAUCCCAACAAUUCACCUCUCGACGCUUCCGGUUCCGACUUCCCCUGCAAGGCCGUGCCAUAUACGGUGAACACUAUGAACGAAUGGAAAGUCGGUUCAUCCCAGACUCUCGCAUUCACUGGUACGGCCGUCCAUGGUGGAGGCUCAUGCCAGAUAAGCGUCACCACCGACAAGGAGCCUACAAAAGACUCCGUGUGGAAAGUCAUCUACUCCAUCGAGGGUGGCUGCCCUGUCUCUGCAGAAGCCAAUCUCGAUGAAUUUGGUCCCAGCCUCGACAACACCUUCAAGUUCGAUAUCCCCCCAGAGCUUCCUAACGGCGUCAUGACAACAGCUUGGACAUGGUUCAACAAGAUCGGAAACCGCGAGAUGUACAUGAACUGUGCGCCGGUCACGAUCUCUGGAGGUGCCGACGACACAACUGCAUUUGAUGCUCUCCCCGAUAUGGCAGUCGCAAACAUCCCAGUCCCACAGUCUUGCGGUACGACAAAGGAAAGCAGCGAUUUCACAUUUCAGAACCCAGGAAAGUAUGUGAAGUCUGUUGGCAAAGGUCCUUUCGUGGAUCUUUGCACUGGCGCAACUUCGCAACCCAGCACCGGCGGUGAUGCUGGUGGUGGUGGUAGUGGCAACGCCGACCCUGGUGCCGCACCCGCCAAUCCUCCAGUCGCCAGUCCUCCAGCUGCUAGUCCUUCCCCGGACUCAGGAGCCUACCAACCUGCUGCUACGCCUCCAUCUGCGGCGAGCCCAGCUCCAGUAAGCCCCCCUCCUGCUCCACCAGCUGCUCCAUCUGGCACCAAGUCCGCCUGCUCACCCAAACCUAAGCCCGCCGAGUCCACCCUCCGCACGCUCGUGACCGUCACGGCGCCAAUGCCAACAAACACCGACGGCGUCUUUCCACCCAACCCAGCAGCCGGUACAGGCACGGCCCCCGUCGCAGCUCCAGCACCCCAACCAACCGGCCAGUCUCCAGCAGCAUCACCCAUCGCGCCUCUAAGACCAACACCAUCCGGCGCACCCGCCUCACCCGCACCCGCAAACCCAGGCUCAGACAAGGAGCCCUGCUCCCCCGACGGCACAGUCGUCUGUUCGUCCGACGGCACGAAAUUCGGUCUCUGCGACCACGGCAAGGUCAUCAUGAUCCCCGUGGCUGGAGGCACAAAGUGUGAAAACGGAGCCAUCGCCAAGCGCGGUGAUUACUCGCAUCGUAAUCAGCGCACUGCUAUCUAG
Molecule: messenger RNA, 1254 nt
Organism: Alternaria metachromatica
Lineage: Eukaryota; Fungi; Ascomycota; Dothideomycetes; Pleosporales; Pleosporaceae
Exons: 1
Coding region: 1-1254 (417 amino acids)
Biological process (GO): chitin catabolic process
Molecular function (GO): chitin binding
Source: RefSeq, a predicted model, not a curated record